UUAUACUAAUGGUCUCAGUUGGUAAUUUUCCUUCAAAGAAAUUAAAAUUUACAGACAUCAAUACAAUACUAAAAGGAGAAUAAGGGCUCCUCUCAUGCUUCCACGUCAUCUUUUUUAUUCCACGUCUGAUGGGCUGAUGGGCUAGCUUAUUUUUUUUUUCGUUAUGCUUGGCCCGUAAGCCCGUAGCUUUGGAGAAACGAGAGAGACGCAUCGAUCCAUCCGUAACCCUUAUCUUCUUCUCUCUCGCGCAAGACUGCAAUCUCCCUCUGAGCCCUUUCAUUUUCUUCCGUUGUCUCUCUCAACUUUGUCUGCAAACACAAUUUUUUUCUUUCAACUCCUCACCUUCAUUAACGCUCAACGAGGUUCAACACAUCCUUCUAAAUUCCCUUGAUUAUUGUGAUUGUCAUUCGACACGGAGGAACCGACCUCCUACGCCUUCGCUUCAUCUCCAUGUUCAAGGUAAGGACAACCACAUCACCGUGCUCUACUUCGACACGGAUGUACCGAUCCCCUCCGGCUCAUGGUGAAUCCCGUGCUCAACCAUCUUUUCUAUGGAUUUCUUCAAAUCCAAGUACAUAUCUUCUGGUUCUUUGGUGUAUAAUCAUUUGUGGUUAAAGAGGAGGAUGAGACGCUGCGUGGAGGUGGCUAAGGGUCGUUGGCAUUUUUACCUUUGUUAACGGUGGUGGAAGCUCCAGAAGAUGAUGUUAUAGGGGUUUGUUGAUAUGAUGAGAAGUAGCUCUUUAUCUAGAGCCUUCAAUCUGUUUUUUUUUUUCCAAUCAGUAGGAAGAAAGGAGGCUGCAAAGCUUUAGAAAAGUACUUUCAAAUAAUUGUAAUGACGGAGGCAAUGUACAGGAGUCUAACUUUAUUUGCAUAGAGUAAAUUUUAUUAAAAUUGAUCUGAUUGGAGAAUGGAUUUGGUCGUGAUGGUGAGAAUGUUUGGAUUUGAAUUUGAAUUUGCAUUCAGCUUCCUAAGUGUAUAAUUGAACAUUAGGAGUUUUUUCGUAUUGGUUUUAUUGAUAGUAUGAUCUUGCUGAUGAUUAUGGUUUGUUGUUCUCUCCACAGACAGCUGUUAGUGCUUUAUAUUCUCAGCUCAAAGAGCUCCAGAAGAAGGAUGCAGACAUGAAGGAGCGUGACAAAAUGUUGUACUCAAAGGUACUUCCUUUUCUUUGCAGGAAAACAGAUCAUAUAUCUUUUAGGUCCCCUUUUUGGUUUUAUAGCUAUCCCCCUUCCAAAUAUAUGAAGCAGUUUAUAUCACAAAUGCAGGGGGACACUGAUUCUACGAGUUGGUCGCUAGAGGCACUGAUCUUCCAUUGGCAGCAACACUGCUGAAAGCAUAUGCAAAGGUUGAGCCUCUGACAAUAGCUGAGCUCAAUUAUUUAUUAUCACUGCUCCAUCCCAGGUAAAAUAACUAGCUGUCUUAAUUUGUAGAUGUUAAUGGUAUGGCUCUGUUUGUGAUUCUGAUAUCCAAGAUGUAGGACAUUGACUUCAUAUGUACCAGGAGAGUUGCUCGCGUUGACAUGGACAAAGGGUGGUGUUAUGUUGCAUGCUCCAAUGCAGUAAAACUGCAGCACACUGUCUCCUCUAUUGCGUUUGUGCGAUGCGACAAUGCUCAUGCUGUCGGGACUUUCCGCUAUCGCGUGGAGACGGCCAUUGCUGAUGGUACUGCUGAAGGUGCAUUCUUUUGUUUUGAUGGUGUAGUGACGAAAUUACAUAGCCUCAGAGCAAGUGAAGCUGGUCAAAUGCUGGCUGAAGGAGUAAACCCUGAGGACUUUAAGAUGCCUCCAUUUACUACCCAUAUAGAAGCAAAGUCAUACACUUUCCAAUUCAGUGUUAGUACAUAUAACUUCACAGCAAUCAGACAUUCACCAUCACGCUCAUUCUCGAUGAACGUGACCGUGUGCCAGUCCCUGACGUUGUCGACAACAUAGGUAGCGAUGAUGAUGGGGACGACAUGCCAGAUGGCAAUCCAAUUCGUGUUAAGGUGGAAACUGGAGGGAGCAGUGGUGAGGCAGCGUUCAAUGCUGAUACAGAUCCAGUUGGUGUGCGCAGAAGAAGACGGCCAACUCAUCUUCCGAGGUGGUUAAGAAGACGUGUGUGGCUUGAGAUAGACUAGAAAGAACUAUAAACACACUACUCAAAAUUUAAAUAAUGCUUAUGCAUCUUCAUUUUCUUUCGCGUAUUGGUUAUCUAUGUUUUUGUCUUUCUCCAAUUUUUGGGUACUAUAUUUGUCAUACAAUCUUCCUAAUAUGAGUUAUCUACCUAUUAACUUUCCACUACUAAUUUAUUUUUACUUAUACAUUUGUUUAAAACCUUUUGAUUCAAAAUGUGAGAAAAUAAUAUAUUUUUUUGUUAAAAUUUCCCAGAUUAGAUUUAUUAGAUAACAUGUUAUUUUAAAAAAAAAAUUAUAUGUUUAUCAGUGUUUUAAAAACUGGACCGGCCGGUUGAACCGGUUGGACCGUGAUUCACUCUUCUAACCGGUUCCAAGUUUGGCUAAGAACCGGAUUUAAGUUGAACCGGCACCAAACUCGCUAAUACCGGUGAUCCGGUUCAAUACUAAAAUCCAGUUUACUCAAAUUUAAGUUUAUAAUUAAAAAAAAAAUUGUAAUUUCUUAAGAAAAAAAUCAUAAAACUUCAUAUUUUAUUUUAAUAUCUGUCUAAAUAAAUUAGUUUACAUUAUCUUUACAUUUUAUUUUCAUUUAUAAAAAUAAUUAUGUAUUAUGCUAUAUAUUUAGUACUUAAUUUAAAAGUGAAUUAAAUUUUUAAAUCCCGGUUGAACCGGUCCGACCAUUGACCCAGAUAUAAUGCCGAGUCAGUGUCCGGCUUGGUUUUAAAAAUAUUGUAUUUAUUUGAACCAUUAAAUUUUAAAAUUAUUAUUUAUUGGUGUUGGAGUAUAGUUAAUGAUUAUUUUAUUUUUAUCGCAUUAAUGCAUUGGUUUUAUUAUAAACCUUAAUCUUGAUUGGAGCCUGAAUAGUAUGAUAACAAGUAAAUAUUAAAAGUAUAAAGUCUAAUUAUUAGGGCUCAUGUUUUAUACAAUCGUUAAUUUACCUUAUAAUACAUGUUAUCAUCGUUAAAAGCUAUAAUGACAUCUACUAAACUUAAUAGUUAAAACCCGUAUAAUAUGAGCCGCAAAGUUGAACAUGAUAUCAAACUAUGAGAUUUAUGCAUAUCCUGUUGUUGUAAUGUCUGACUGUAUUUCCUUACGUAUUAUCAACCAUACGUUAAGACUGAUGAAAACCAGCUCAUCGAACUGCCUGAUGCAAACAAAUCAGACUAUACAGUUAUUGUUUCAGAUUAUAUAUUUUAAAAUAUUUUUAGUUAUAAUGAAUAAGUUAUUUCUUUUAUAUCGUGUAAAACAUUAAUUUUAAGGAAAAUUGUAUAACAAAAAAGAAAAAAUAAA
Molecule: messenger RNA, 3396 nt
Organism: Brassica napus (rape)
Lineage: Eukaryota; Viridiplantae; Streptophyta; Magnoliopsida; Brassicales; Brassicaceae
Exons: 5
Coding region: 1517-1927 (136 amino acids)
Source: RefSeq, a predicted model, not a curated record